Raphanus sativus (radish) is the source of this 2482-nucleotide messenger RNA. RefSeq names its product DEAD-box ATP-dependent RNA helicase 46. Gene Ontology annotation, molecular function: RNA helicase activity; protein binding; ATP binding. NCBI's taxonomy places the organism in Eukaryota, Viridiplantae, Streptophyta, Magnoliopsida, Brassicales, Brassicaceae. The transcript has 9 exons. Gene Ontology annotation, cellular component: cytoplasm; nucleus; ribonucleoprotein complex. Bases 197 to 2260 code for a protein of 687 amino acids. The record is from RefSeq and is a predicted model, not a curated record.
UUAAAAAAAAAGUGAGAAAAAGUUUAGAAACGAACCGGCACGCGUUUCUCUCCUCCUCUGUGGCGUAUAUUUCCAUAGUGAGUGAGAGAGUAGAAUACUCAAAAGUUAUCUGCUUUUCGGAUCUUUCUUUGUCUUUAAUCUCUGCAACAAUACUCUCUCCCUCUCUCGACAGUUAAAUCGCAGACUUUUUGGUAAAAUGGCUGCUACUGCUACAGCAUCGACGAUCCGUUACGCACCUGAGGAUCCUAAUCUCCCUAAGCCGUGGAAAGGUCUUGUGGAUAGUCGAACUGGGUACCUGUACUUUUGGAAUCCGGAGACCAAUGUUACCCAGUACGAGAGACCACCUGGUUUAGCUCCCCCCGUAAGCUCUCCUGUUCAGACUCAGCAACAACCUUCUUCUGGGUACAGUUCUGGAAAGGAUGAUGAUAAGUAUAGUAAGGGCAGCGAUGAGCCUAAGACUGACUCUGUUUCAAGGUUUAGUGAGGCAAGCAGAAGUGGACCAAUAGAUUCAAGUAAUGCUGCCAGUGGACCAGGGAAUGCUGCAUCUUGUGGAUUGGCUGCCACAAGGCCUCCUUCUUCAGCUGCAGGGACUGAAAAAAUGUCCCCAGAGGCCUAUUGUCGCCGCCAUGAAAUUACUGUCACUGGAGGCCAAGUGCCGCCACCUUUGAUGUCGUUUGAAGCCACUGGUUUCCCUCCAGAGCUUCUGCGAGAGUUAUACGGUGCAGGAUUCUCUGCUCCAAGUCCAAUUCAAGCUCAGUCAUGGCCAAUUGCGAUGCAGAACAGAGACAUAGUAGCCGUCGCUAAAACAGGCUCUGGAAAAACUCUCGGUUACUUGAUUCCAGGCUUCAUGCACCUCCAGCGGGUCCGCAAUGACUCACGAAUGGGCCCAACGAUCUUGGUGUUGUCACCUACUAGGGAGCUGGCCACACAAAUCCAAGCUGAAGCUUUGAAGUUUGGGAAGUCAUCAAGAAUCUCCUGUGCAUGCUUGUAUGGUGGAGCACCAAAGGGUCCUCAGCUGAAGGAAAUAGAGAGAGGUGUUGAUAUCGUCAUUGCAACUCCCGGGAGAUUGAAUGAUAUCCUUGAGAUGAAGAGAAUCAGUCUUCAUCAAGUGUCUUACCUUGUGCUAGACGAGGCUGAUAGAAUGUUGGACAUGGGGUUCGAGCCUCAGAUCAGGAAGAUUGUCAAUGAGGUCCCCACUAAGCGUCAAACCCUCAUGUACACAGCCACAUGGCCUAAAGAGGUCAGGAAAAUCGCAUCCGAUCUUCUUGGUAACCCUGCACAAGUCAACAUUGGUAACGUCGAUGAGCUCGUGGCCAACAAGUCUAUCACUCAGACUAUUGAAGUCAUACCACCGAUGGAGAAACAAAGAAGGUUGGAGCAGAUAUUGCGGUCUCAGGAGCCAGGCUCCAAGAUUAUUAUCUUCUGUUCGACCAAGAGGAUGUGUGAUACUCUCGCGAGGAACUUGAUGCGAACGUUUGGAGCUGCUGCUAUACAUGGAGACAAGUCUCAGCAAGAGCGAGAUGAUGUGCUGAAUCAGUUUAGGAGUGGGAGGACUCCUGUUCUCGUUGCAACCGAUGUAGCUGCUCGUGGACUUGAUGUUAAAGACAUCAGGGUGGUGGUGAACUAUGAUUUCCCAAAUGGAGUGGAGGAUUAUGUUCACAGAAUCGGAAGAACGGGAAGAGCUGGAGCAACAGGUUUAGCUUACACCUUCUUUGGGGACCAAGAUGCAAAACAUGCUACGGAUCUGAUCAAGAUCUUGGAAGGAGCAAGCCAGAAAGUCCCUCAGGAGGUACGUGAGUUGGCUACACGCGGUGGUGGUAUGAACAAAUUCCGCCGCUGGGGUACACCUUCCUCUGGUGGUGGUGGCGGCUAUGGUGAUUCUGGCUAUGGUGGUCGUGGAGGUGGCCGUGGUGAUUCUGGUUAUGGUGGACGUGGUGAUUCAGGUUAUGGUGGAGGUCGUGGUGGUUCUGGUUAUGGAGGUCGUGGUGAUUCUGGUUAUGGUGGAGGUCGUGGUGAUUCUGGUUAUGGUGGAGGUCGUGGUGAUUCUGGUUAUGGUGGAGGUCGUGGUGGUUCCGGUUAUGGAGGACGUGGAGGUGGUGACUCAGGGGGUAGAGGAAGCUGGUCUGACAGCAGUGGUCGUGGCUCAGGAUGGGGAAGAGAGAGGAGUCGUAGUCCAGAGAGAUUCAACAGAGGUGCUGCACCGUCCACUUCCUCACCGCCUCGCAGCUUUCACGAGGCGAUGAUGAUGAGACAGAAGUAACUUAUUGGAACUUUACCAGAUCAGGGGGUGAUAUAUCUUAUAUGUAAGUGUGCCCCUUUCGGUUAAUUAUUCAUUUUGUGAAGUGUGUGUGGAGCAAAGUCGCUAUAACUUUUAACACCACACACCAGUACAAGAUACUUCUAAUGUUUUUGUUUGUUUCUACGGGGUAUAACCUUUUGUGUUUAUAUUAGUAAGACCAAAAAAAAAACUCGUUUAUGGGCU